This is a messenger RNA of Didymodactylos carnosus, 1389 nucleotides long. NCBI's taxonomy places the organism in Eukaryota, Metazoa, Rotifera, Eurotatoria, Philodinida, Philodinidae. The record is from the annotation of a GenBank genome assembly.
AUGAUAAUGUCGUCUGUUGUUAUACAAAAUAGUACUGAUACUACUAUUCCCGGUAAUGAUAAUAUCCAAAACAAGAAGAAAAAGACUGAAAAAAUUAAGAAAAAAAGAUUAUUUUUUUCAAAACACAAUCACAAAAUAUCAAAUAAUGAUAAUAAUGAUGUGAAUGACGAUCGACAACAUAUAGAAAAUCAUAUUACACCAGUAGAAACUCCUUCUCUAGUUAAUACGUCUUCUCAACAACCAUCUCAAACAACAACCACUGUACCUGCUCCUACUUCUGAUUUUAGUGCAUCGUAUAGACCCCUUGACGCGAUUAAUGAAAAUGUUGAAUAUUAUAUGUUACCUAAAUCAACAACUAGCAUACCGAUUCAACAACAGCAACAACAACAACAUCAAGUAUUGACAACAUACGAUGAUGGUCAACAAUAUUUCAUUGAUUCUCGUUCGUUACCUGUCUAUGCAACAUUAAGAAAAUCACAUCGGAGUCAUUAUCAAGAACCACAACCACUUUAUUAUUCCACGGAUCAAGGAGGACAACGAAUUUAUUCUUUAUCACCUCAGCACAAUGAUGAAUGGAAACGACAAUUUGUCUACGGUACUAUUUCUCCCAGUGAACAAAUUCAUUAUCAACAGCCAAGACGGAUCCCACUAAGUCAACUACCUAUUUCGUCUUCGUCACCAUCUAAUUUUCAACCAAUUUCUCCUGAUCAUCGCUAUCAUCAUCAAAGCCAUCCUUUCAGUGAACGGAAUGAGACCGAUCUCGUUAAACCGACAUUUUUUAUCGUACCAAAAUCAACCGAAAAAGAAUUAACUAAACAAUUAGAGAAGGAAAAAAGCGAACACGUUACAACAAAUUCACCUCAAUUAGUCAACAAUAAAAAAAUGGCAAAAGAAGCAUCGAAUAAAACAAAUAAAAAGUUAGAUAAAAAUAAAAAAACAAAUGGUAAAAUUUCAAAUAAUGUCAUUGAAAUACCAAACAAAACCUAUCGUAACGUUGAAGUACAAACAACGAUUCCGUCAACGAUCAACACAAGUCCGGAUAAGGUAAUCCAUCAAACACCCCCAGUUGAAAUACAUACAAUUAACGACCAAUUAAGGCAUGUUGGAUUAACUACUUCUCCCGUUAAUAGUCCAUCACCAUAUGUUCAUUUUGUUACCGUACCGCAGAUACUUUCUGAUGGUCCGCCUGAACAGUCGGUAAUGCAAGAUGAAAAUAUUCAUCUUAUACCCAUGAUGAAUAGUCCAACGUUAUACAGUGAUUAUGAUGCACAACAACGAUCAGCGUCAGUAAGAAGUAUGCCGAAUAUUGCUGUUGGACAAGAAGUAACUACAUCAUUACCAGCAGAGAUCACAAAGAAUCAUCUUCUCCUGAAACGUUUUUCAGUAUGA